CUCCCAUGCCGAAAGGCAAAGAUGCGAUGCGACGGCGCGGACCCAAUUUGUUCCACAUGUUUGAGGCGAGAUGUGAUAUGCCAGUAUACCACUCGGAAAACUCGUGGUCAGGGGAAAAGAUGCGCGUGUUUUUCAGAUAUUUUGUUUUAUUAA
Trichoderma harzianum CBS 226.95 is the source of this 153-nucleotide messenger RNA. RefSeq lists its product as hypothetical. The annotation marks the transcript as partial. Gene Ontology annotation, biological process: regulation of DNA-templated transcription. NCBI's taxonomy places the organism in Eukaryota, Fungi, Ascomycota, Sordariomycetes, Hypocreales, Hypocreaceae. The record is from RefSeq and is a predicted model, not a curated record. Gene Ontology annotation, molecular function: DNA-binding transcription factor activity, RNA polymerase II-specific; zinc ion binding. The transcript has a single exon.